Xyrichtys novacula (pearly razorfish) is the source of this 15597-nucleotide messenger RNA. The record is from the annotation of a GenBank genome assembly. Lineage: Eukaryota; Metazoa; Chordata; Actinopteri; Labriformes; Labridae.
AUUCAGAGCUAUAUGCAUACGGAGUUAGCGACAAAGGUUCUGCCCACAGUUGUGAGACUUCCAGAGGGACCCUUGUUGCUGUUUUUCCGCGACCCUCGGUGUUUUCAUAUCAUGUUAGAAGUCAGUGAGGGGUGAAAGGGACGUUAUAAUUGACUUAAUUGACUGUAAUGGUGAGAAAGCAGCGCUCAGCUCGUCGUGUAGCCUAGCCCGAGUGUCUGUGUCAGACUUUGCUGUGUUUCAGUGUCCGGAAGUUCUCGGGGGAAAAAAGUAAGAAAGGCAUGAAAAAAAGGAUCUGGAAGGAGCCUUUCUCCAACUUUCUCCGAGCCCACUGAAACUCUGUUUUCUCCUGUUGCCGAGUGGACAUAUCUCGCGUCUUUCUUUGGUCGUGUGUUAAAACAGUGCGUGCAUUAAUUUAUCGAUGGGUCUGCCGACGCUGGAGUUCAGUGAUUCUUUCCUGGACAGUCCGGAGUUCAGAGAGAGACUGCAGUGCCAUGAAAUAGAGCUGGAGCGCACCAACAGGUUUAUCAAAGAUCUCAUCAAAGAUGGAAACAUGCUCGUCUCUGCCCUCAGAAGUAAGAACACCGUGGUUAUUAACUUGUUUUGGUUGUAAGUGCUUGUUACAGUUUGUCACUUUAACCAGCUGCACGGUCUGCUGCAUGAUAACAGAGGAGAGAGAGCCAAGGCCAUCAAUUCAAGCAGAGCCAGCUUUUGGCCUAUAUGACACAAACACACUGUGGUUCAGAGUUGAUUGCUUUUGUUUGAUGUCAGAUAGUAAGAGCAGCACCACUGAGUUACAAUUAAAAAGUAGUACCACAGAUUAGACUUGCCUGUCUUUGUCUGGUUUAUGAGAGGUUCAGGUAUCAAACAAGGAGACCAGGGUAAUGAGGAAACUGAUCAUUUUUAAUUAUCUGAUGAUCCAUGUUCUCAAUAAUUUAUAACUCACGUGGUGUUAUCUAAAGAGGUUAAAGAAAGGAUUAUGGGUUGUUUUCAUACACCCAAACUGUCAUAACAACAUAGUGAUAUAAUAACUAGAAUUAUAUUAAGUUGUGUGUGCUGCCUGAAAAUGGACAAAAACAGCUGACGGGCAAUCUUUCAGCUGAUUUAUUUACUUAUUUUGUUAACAGACUUAGUGGAGACCUUGGAAAGUGUGCUGCUUUUCUACCAAGCUGAGUUUACAAAAGGGCCAAAACAUAGUUUUAAGACAAAACCAAUCUUACUACCAUGCUUAUACUGCAUGUUGCAUAAACCAGCAGACAUCAGUCAUGUUUAAUUCAACUGCAAUAUUAAAUAUGUGGACACCUAUAUUUAUUAUUCUAAUGAAAAAGUAUCUGCAUGUCUUCAAUAGAAAGGGUAUGUAAAGGGCUAGUAGGUAAUUUUUGCUACGGCUUCCCCCGUGGUGGGUUUGACAACAUUAAACAAAGAACUAAAAGCCCUGUAUGAACGGUGGUACACAAUGAGGUGUACAACACUGUAAAGACUUUUCAGAUUGUAAUGAAACAUUUCUCACCACUUUAAAAGUUUUUAUUUGUUUCAAUGAUUAUUUCAUCAAAAAGUUCAUAACUGUGGCUAUGAAGGGUAGCGUGUGGGGAACGGUAUCUUAAAAAAAGAAAUAUAUCAUUAAUAGGAAAUCGCUGAACAGAAAAUACAAACAUGCUGUUUGUUUAACUGCUUGAGUGUUUCUUUUAUUAUGUGUAAUCAGCUGAUGAGAACUCACAGCAGCACCUCCUCCACCUGACUAGGUGAAAGCUCAGACACACCUACACCAUGUGCUGGCCUGUGGUUUCCUUUGCGCAGCCCCUAUUUGAGGUCAUUGGAGUGAAAGCUGCUGCUGCUGCCUUCCACACAGAAACACACACACACACACAUGACAAUGACUAUGUUGGCCUAAUCUUGACCAAACAGUGACCAGACGGUGGAGAACAUGAUGACUGUACUGUUUCCUCACACUUCUGUCACCACCAGAGUCACCACAACAUGAUAUAGCUGUGACAAAGAGAUCUUUAAUCUUUCUAAAAUGUGAUGUUUCUUGAUAUCUGUAUAAAAAAAUUUUUUUUAAAAAGUUAAGAACUAAAAGUCCUGUUUGGUGGCCCUGUAAGCAACAGGUGUUUUGGUGAUUGAUUAAGCUGAUUAUAAUGAUUAUAAUGUCCAAUCACCCAGAAUUACCCAGUUUUUCUCUUAGGAUUGCUGAUGGAGACUGUAAUGAAAAAUAGCUUUACUGUUGAUUAAUUUAUCUUUUUUCAGACAUUUUAUCAGUGUUUGGUUUAAAAAAAGUUGGACAUAAAAAAAGGUCAGUGAUAAUCAGAGCUCAGGCAGACAUGUGGUAGUGGCCUAAACAAAUAGACAAAUCUAUAUCAUAUUAAUAGACUUUAACAUAUUCUCAGUCUGGAUGUUAGACACAGAGAAAUUUGACUUUUACUCCAGAAGUUCUUCAAGCUAAUUUCUGAAACUUAAAAAAAAUGCUGACCAUUUCAGUUUCAGAUAUUAUAGUAUCAAAAAACAACAUUUUACAGUCAUCGAUUGGUUAAGCAAAGUUUUUUGUCUAAAUAUUUUGUCCAAAUCUAUUGCCUUAAAUAACAAAGCUGAUACUUUGAUUUCCAGCUGUUUUUAACACUCACCUAACCACUCUAAUCACCAGGCAGAAUGUGUUAUAAAGUGCCAUCAAAGGAAACUUAAAUGGUUUUAUUAUGUGUAUAAUGCACUCUUAAAGCAGCUGGGAUAUAUUAGUGAGAGAAGCCGGUGUUUUGAUGCCAAGUGUUAUUACACCUUAGAGAACAAAAGGUGAUACUAAACUCUGAUGUCUAAGUGUUGUUUGGACACAUAAACACAGCUUUCUGAGAUUUGUGCAGGUCGUGCCAUUUGCUUUACUUCAAACCUCGUUACCUUAUGAACUCAAAGUGGAUGGAAUGCAGGAGUCUCCUAGGAAAAUAUGGAGUCUGUUAGAGGAAGAAUAAGUGCAAAGUGAUUGUAGUUGCUUGCAGAGGGGAGGGAGUGUUACAGGGACUUGGGGGGGGGGAUAAUCACAGCUCAGGCCAAGAACAUUGUUGAGCAAAUUGUGAAAUUGCCACUUGAAAAUCCAGUCAAACAAAUAUGCAUGACACAAUUACUCUCAUUCUGCUGUUUUACUCUCAUUGUUUGCAUAGCACUGAUACACCAUGACUAACCUGUGAUCAUUGUGUCUUAAAGAUAUGUAAACUGCCACACUCACCAAUCUUAUCCCAUUGCAGUUGAGGCAGUAUCCAAGCGAGUGUUAAAACAUGAACAGCGUUAGAAAACCUCAAUCCUAAAAAUUGAAAAGUUGCUGACAACAAAUUUUUCCCUCUUUUUUUUUUUCUCAGGCCUCUCUCUGGCUGUGCAGCGGUUCUCCCAGUCUCUACAGGAGUUCCAGUUUGAAUGUAUUGGAGAUGCAGAGACUGAUGAUGAGAUCAGCAUAGGUGAGAUGAAAACAUCCCCGAUGAUCUAGAGAAUUAGGUAAGAUGAGUCGAGUCGAAGAGUCUUUUCACAACAGAGGUCUCUUUCUUUCUUUCUUUUUCAGCUCAGUCCUUGAAGGAGUUCUCUCAGCUGUUGAGCACCAUGGAGGAAGAGAGAAAACGACUUGUAAGAAAAGAAACAUAUUUGUUUUUGUAUCUGAGAGAAAGAGAGAGGGGGGUGGGUUGAAAGAGAGAGGAGAGAUGUGCACAACAUUGAGUUCUAGGUUCAAAACUAAAACGAGAACAACUGAAACCUGCGUAUAUGGAGCGAUUAGAGGGGCCCUUUUAGUGGAGCUGAGCUUAAGGACUGUGUUGGGGUUUUUGGCGUUUAGCUCCAUAAAACUUUGACUCAGUAAUUUAUGAGAUUUAUGAGUGUUCUAUAAAUACAUUUAUUUCCGUCCAGAAGAAAAACUACAAAGAUGUUAACAAAAGAUAGUUUUAUAUUUAUUCUAUUAGCUUUUAACCGUGUCAGAUUUUCUCUCUUUGCAGCAUUCUUGCUUUACAUACAAAUAGAAACGUCUUAGUUUUAAAGUUACAUUACACUUAAGUUCUUAACAGUUUUCCCUGCUUUAAGUAUCUUGAUCUGGACCAAAAGCCUUCAAACCCAAGUGUGAAUCAGUUGUUCCAUUUGUGUUGCACGGACAGCUUUGUUGACAUCAACAGGAUUUCAUCUGGAUUUUAGAUUGAAAGUCACACAGCCUUUUAUGAAACUUUUUCUCAAAAUGGUUUUGUUUUUAUAAUCCACAAGAGUGAAUCACACUUUUCUUGGGAAAAAAGUUGUGCCAGCGUCGAUGAGUGCUCCAUGGUGGACUCACAGACCCUCCAUCAAACACAGGACUUUAUGUGGGAGUGACUGGAGUCUGGCACAGUCUGCAAAAAGGCAUACCUCUGUACAUUUGCAAGUGUAUGUGUAUAGUGUGCUACCUUAAUGCAUAGCCCUGUGUGUGUGUGUGUGUGUGUGUGUGUGUGUGUGUGUGUGUGUGUGUGUGUGUGUGUGUGAAUGUGUGUAUGUGUGUGUUGUGUCUUUGUGGCUGUGUGCGUGGUCUGGUUACAGAAGAACCAUGUGGAACCUAUUCUGCCAAUUCCCCUGUGAGACUUUGAACAGAGCUCUGACUGCCUGGGAAAGUCCAUAAAUGGGUUCUGUGUGUGUGUGUGUGUGUGUGUGUGUGUGUGUGUGUGUGUGUGUGUGUGUGUGUGUGUGUGUGUGUGUGUGCGUGCGCCGUGUGUGUGUGUAUUUUAAUUGAACACUUUUCCUCUGCAAUGCUGCUGAAUCUUUUCUAAUACACUCAUUAUUACAUUAAAAAGCAAAUCCAGCAAAUGGUAAAUCCCUACCUAUUCAACCUGAAAGAACCAUUACAGCGUUUUGACAAUGCCCCUCAGUCUGUUAGUCUUCACUUUCAUCCUGUAUGUUGUCAUGUAGCAGAGAGAAAAGGGAGUGAGGAAAGAAAGCUGACCUUUUUCUUCGGUACUGAAGUGGAACUAAACUGAAGUGAAGUGAAAGUCAGGUCAUGAUGUGAGACUGGGAAGCUAUUUUGAGUCUGAUGAUUAAAUCAGCCAGACAGACUAAAGCCAGACGUGACAAACUUGGGCUAAUACUGUAUAGAUUUAUGACUAAAGUGGACUGGGCUUUAAUGUAAACACCAGAGCUGUUAAACGGUCUGGAGGUUUCCUUUUUAUGACUUGACUCAACAUUAGCAUCAUAUGACAAGUUUCUCAUGCAUACUGUACUGCAAGCUGCUCAAAUAUGACCAUAAACAUACUGUCAUUAUUUUAGGUUUGCAGUUGUUCUGUGGACAUUUACAUGUUUAGGGAGGUGAAACAGUUAGCCAACUUUGCCAGCAAUAAAGCCUAGUUAAACCAUUCCUAUGGAUUAGUAUCACCAUGUUAAGGUAGUGUGGUGCGGUUAAAAUCAUAAAGAUAAACUGCAUUGUAAACGGGAAGGGUGCACCACCAGUGUAUCCCACAACAGCCAACACACUGGAGGGCCCCACAAAGUAUUUUUGCUCAACAUGUUAGCAUAUUUAAGAUUACUGUCAACUACUAAUAAACUAGUGGACAAUCUCUUCUUCUUAAUCUUUGCAUAACCCUUUAAUGAAAACUCCACUUUCCUUUGACGGGGAUAAUAACAUUGAGGAAAGUCUGUAAAAUGUCAAUGACAACAGAUCUAUUGUAAAAUCAUUCUGUAUAUGUUGAUGUUUGGUCAGUAAUCUGGAGUUACUAAUCUGGCCUUCUCCCAGUAGAUAAACAGACAGCUAAAACCCCCAAGUCCUUAACUUCUUUAAUUGUCGCUGAUUUUUGCUGAACUACCUUUUGCUCAGGUGUGCUACAGAAAGUGCUGAGAGUAUUAACAGCCCUGGCCUUGGAACACAAUCUGCUGGACAGAGUUCACAAUGACACUAAAUUUAUCAUCAAUGACAAUGCCAAACGUCAUUUUCAAUGAUAGUUUUUUUUUUCAACAGUUCAUAUCAGACAAACACAUAUCCCAAUACAGUUAUAUCUUAUCAAGGCACCUUAUUUCCUUUAUGAUGUUUUCAUUUGGGAAACCUGACAUCAUAUAGAUUUUUUAUUCAGAAGUUAGAAGCAAAGAGAGAUCUCAGUAUUAAGAUUUCAUUGAACCUUCACUUUAUUGUCUCAUGUCAACAAUGAUUCUCAAACGAAGUAGGAGUGUCAGGAAUGAUGUCUCUCUAUAAUAAUAGACAGAAAACAAAAGAGGAGUAUCAGUUUAUCAUCUUAUUCAAUAAAACAUGUUUGGUGAGGUAUUUACUGCAGCCCGGAUGGAGCGCUAGCACUGACUGAGCUGUUGAUGUUGGUCUUGGUGUUUACUGUUUUAACACAGUUGUGUGUUUUCUCUGUUCCUCUCUCAGAUCCAGAAUGUUGGUCUUGAUGUUUACUGUUUUAACUCAGUUGUGUUUUCUCUGUUCCUCUCUCAGAUCCAGAACGCUGAUGACGUGUUGAUCUCACCACUGGAGAGGUUUCGUAAGGAGCAGAUCGGAGCUGUGAAGGUAUAUUUCAGGCGAUAAUCUACUCAGAGUAACUACACUAUUUACUUUUUACCUUUCCGCUGAGGCUAGUAAGUGAAGUUCAGUUCAUUAAGUAAAUUAGCAAUGCAACAGUGUGGGUGCUGAUCCAAAAGACCUUCCUUCUCUGGUCUGGUCUUAGUCGAUCUCUCAGUCAGCGGUCAGAGAAUUCAGUUUGCUCUGAUAAACGGUGGAUCACAGUCCAGUGUCAGUAUUAAGGUCAUGGGAACGGACACUGAGAGGGAAGACAGGGAGCGCGUCACAGACACAGAGAUAGCUGAACUCAGUGAGGCAGUAUAAACACUAAGUGAGUGUAGUGUCUGGUUUCAGCAGCUGUCUCCAACCUUAUGAUUCAGUUUAUCUCAUUUUUGUCUUCUUUGUCCUCUGAGACUGAAAAACCAGCAGAGAUAAGGGUGUCCUAUGGAAAGCAGAAGAAGAAGAAGGCAGCAUUCAAAAAAAAAACAGUAGAGCCGGUCAAAGCUAUGAAUAACCCUGAAAGUGAAAUCACAGCUCACUUGUGUUCUGGGCCUGCAGAAUGUGGCAGCAGUGUGUGAGCAGCACAUCCUCACCCUGGUGUUUGUGAGCAAAACAGUGAAGAGUGAGGCUUUGCAUGGGGAAAGUAGAGCUGCAGCUGUUAUGGAAAAUAUCUGUUGUCCUGAAUAUUUUGGCAUGUCUCUUUGUGAAGAUUAUUAACGGGUUUUCAGCACUGGGUUACAGCGUUUUGGUACUUCAGGGCCGGUUUGCUCAUCCCAAAAGUUUUAAUUCCAUGAAAAAUCAGAUACUUUGUGCAGGAAAAUACUGACAUACUGGUCGCUGCAAGGAUUUUAGCACCUUAUUAUCAGCCUUCUACCUAAGAGCUGUGCGGUGUUUCACUAAGCUGUUAGCAUGGCUGUAGACAUCCUUUAGCUUUUACAUGUAAGGGGAUCUAAAGUUGGACUUGCUACCAGACCCCAAUGCUUUUCACAGAUAAGGACUGACUUAUUUGUGUUUGUUAAGCAGUUCUAGUCAAAUAACACUUUCUGCAGGUAGCAUAACCGUACUUGGAUAUUUAUUAUACUUAGCUGCAGCAAUGUUACAAGGUGGUAACAGCAGAAACAACCCCUGAAAUAAGCGCUGGUGCCACUUAGUUUUCUUAGACCUUAAUUGUCAACCUGCCUGCUGUAGUUUUAAUUCUGUGAAAGUAUUAAUCAAAAAUAAGCACAUUUGUGAAAAACUGUAGUGAGUAUUUCUGGCACUACAAAAAGUAUUUGACUGCAUGUCGAUUCAAGUGCUGGUUACUGGUUACAGCAAGCCACUGUGUCAUUUUCACAUGAAAUUACAGGUAAGAACACCUGCAUAGAGUGUUUUUGUUACUGUUUCUAUGAGCAUUUAAUGUUGGUUAAAUAAUGGGAUAUAGAAAUAUGCUAUAGUAGAUCUUAUAUGUUGGACUCGGACUGCAUAAAACAUGAACGUAAUCUCUGCGACUUCACUCACUGGUUUCUGGAGAGGCAUUAUGAAGCCCAAUCGCUUCAACACUGUAUAACUUUCAGCACACCAACAGGCAGACACACUAAGAAACAGGCAGAGGUGUGGCCUCUGAGCAAGGGACUAUAACUCACCCCCCUGUCUGUCAAAAAUUCAAGCCCCUAAUUAUUCAAAUUUAUGUAUGACCUAUAUUCUUUAUAUCAACAGAUGCAUUGUGAAAAAAUAAAAAAUCACCUCCUCCACAAUGUGUACAAAUAAAUGAAUGAACUGCACUCCCCUGUAAAUGUUUAAUUCUGCUGUAAAGUUUAAAAUUGGGCCUAAUGGGGAUUCAUUGUUCUGUGGGGCCAGCUUCAAGAGGACACUUCAGAAACCGCAGUUUUUUGCACUUAUAUUGGCUGUUUUUUCAUAGUAGCUGCCUGGUUGUACUUUGCAUUUACAGUAAAAAUAUAACACUACAGAUGGUUAUGAACAAAAUAAUCAUAGAAUAAUGAUCCAUAUAACUUAAAGUAAAAAACAGUCAAUCCAAACUUCAGUGAAGGACAGAUGAAGGAAUGGGGAAAACAAUAAAAAAGGCACAGUGAAAGUGUGAUAUUUUUGUGUGUUAUGUAAUUUUCUGUCUCAUCUCCAUCUUUCUAAGGAGGGAAAGAAGCAGUUUGAUAAAGAGACAGAAAGGUACUACUCUGUUCUGGAGAAACACCUCAGCCUGUCCUCCAAAAAGAAGGAAUCACACCUCCUGGAGGUAAACCCCUCAAGUCUUAACAUCCCAAAGUUCUCUCAGCGUUCAUCAGGUAACAAUAAGUUUUUCACGAGGGUUGCUGUUCUUGUUGCAGGCUGAUGUGCAGAUGAGUAAGGACAGGCAGGUGUUUUAUGAUGCAUCGCUGCAGUAUGUCUUCAAGAUCCAAGAAGUGCAGGAGAGAAAGAAGUUUGAGUUUGUGGAACCGGUGAGUUCACAAAUAUGAUCAUGUCCAUAUGCAACCUUUGCCUCUCACAGCUGUUUUUAUCUCAUUUACUUUAUUUCUGUCAGUUAGUUUUGUUGAUAUCAGCCUUUGGUGCCACCUGCGUCAGGCUGUCAUGUUGUUUCCUUGGCUGCUCGGCCUUUUAACGGCUCUAACACGAGAGAGACAAAGCUGUCAACAAUAAACUUUGUUUCACCACAGGAAAAUAUGCCAGACGAGUCUGUUUUGUAAACAGCGAUGUAAACAUCAGGUCAUAACUGCAGCCAAGCCAGUAAUGACCAUGUGUGUGUGUAAACAGACAAGAUCAUGGAAACACAGCUAGGUCAGAGUUUAAAAGACAUGGAUUACACACACUGUUUGGCUGGUGAUAAAACAUGUUUUGGCGAUAGAUAUCAGUAAAGCCCUCUUCCUGUUGCUGUAGAAGCACUUCCUGUACGGCGAUCUCUUCCACCAAACACAGAGGGAAACGCUUUGUUAUAAAGUAAACAAGAAUAGCAAACCAAACAACAGUCAGAGUUUGGGGAUUUUUCCUCCAUCUGUAACUUUGGAGUGAUUAAGCAGAUGAGUGACAGCCAUUGUCUUUUAAUCCUCACUUUAUACUUGACACUCCUACGCUCUCAGCUGAUAUUUUCCUGCUUAUUUUACUCCCUCUGUUCUUCAGUUAUUAGCUUUCCUGCAGGGUUUGUUUACCUUCUACCAUGAGGGCUACGAGCAGGCCAGUGAGUUUGAUCCCUAUAAGCAACAGCUACAGUUCAACCUUCAAAACGUAAGUGUUUCUGGUCGCUCCAGACUUCUGGAACAAAUAUAUUUCAUUUAUUGAAGUCUUUUUAAGUUUUGUACCAAGAAAAGUAUCGGCAACUUGCAGUUCCUGAAAAGACUUAACACCCAGUACACCUAACAUGCUCUAACAUAAUUCAAAUAACUAUUAGCCACAUAGUUGACAAGGCAAAGACAUAAAGUACUGCCUUAGUGGCUUACUUUGCAAAGGUUGUGACAUGUCCUGUAUACUUUCUUUUAAUGUACUUUCUUGUACCUGUGUGAUUGAUAAGGCUCGCAAUAACUUUGAAAGUACCCGCGCUGAGGUUGAGAGGCUGAUGAAGAGGAUCCGCUCUGCAGAGGAAGACUUCAAAGCCCCCGGCUGCUUUACCAUGGAGGGAUAUCUGUACAUACAAGAGAAGCGUGAGUUCUUUGCCGCCAUUUCUAAUGUGCAGAUAAGCAAACAGAUGAACUAUUUUAAACACAAAUUCACAUGAAAGGAUCUGUUUCUUAUAUUAUAGGUCCACUAGGUAGUGUUUGGACCAGGUACUACUGCACUUAUGAAAAAAGCUCCAAGAUGUUCAGCAUGAGCAACAUUGAGGCCAGGCCAGCCAGUAGACAGGUGAGUCUGAAUCACACAAUGACCGCACUGUCUAAACCAGGCCACAGCGUCAAUGUCUCCUACCUGUCAUACCAUUAAAAAACUCAACAUAAAUCAGCUUAAGAGCUCCAGAAUUUGGCUCCAUACUUUAUGCUUAUGUUGCUUUGGGAAGGACAAACUCUAAAUACAACACAUGGAGUCCUCAUCUCUCAUCUUUCUGCUGACAGAACGGCGUCAUGAAUGUCCCUCCUGAGGUGUUCAAGCUGCGCUCCUGUGUCAGAAGGAAGACGGAUUCAAUCGACAAACGCUUCUGUUUUGACAUCGAAGUGGUUGAAAGGUGAGAGGGGGAGAUGACUGCGAGGUUGUUCGUCUAUUUCUUGCAUUUCGAUAGCCUUUCAUCGUGUUUGGGUUAACGAUGUCUGUUUCUCUGCAGGCACGGCGUCAUCACCUUGCAAGCUCUCUCUGAGGCAAAUAGACGGCUGUGGAUGGAGGCAAUGGAUGGGAAAGAACCUGUAUGAAAAUUACAACUGUUAAAAGAACAAUAGUACAUAAAUAGUCACUUCAGGAAAUAAAAGUACCAUUAGGUAGAAAGAAAAUGCAGACAAAUGAAUAUAUUCAAACGUGAAGUUGUUAUGCAGUCAUAUUUUCACAAACCUUCUUGAUUAACUCAUAUUUUUUUACCUUGUUUAGAUUUACACUCUGCCAUCAUUGCUCAGUAAAAAGGAAGAGAGUAAGUAUUGUGAGAAAUCCAAUUUUCAACUUGAUGUAAUUUAUAUUAUAACACAAUCUAUAUCAAUAUUUCUUGCAUUAUAUCACAACAGCUGCUGAACACGUUGUAUUUUACAGCUUUCCUGAAUGAGGCAGGCCUCAGCUUUGUGAAGAAGUGCAUUGAGUUGGUUGAAACAAGAGGUAUUCCUCCUCUUUUUUUAUGAAUUUAUUGUGCGCUUGGUCUGUCAAGUGUCUUAGUACAUGUGGGUUUGUGUUUGUAGGUAUUACCACCCUGGGUCUGUACAGGAUUGGGGGAGUCAACUCCAAAGUUCAGCGCUUGAUGACAAGCGUGUUCGGUAAGAAAAAGCCCUGUGAGCUACAAAUAUGAUGAGUAGACGGGAAGGUGCAUUCACUAACUUCUCAUUGGUUGUGUUUUAGCAUCUACAGCUCCAGCUGACAUGCAGCUGGAUGGAGACGCCUGGGACAACAAGACCAUCACCAGUGGCCUCAAGAAUUAUUUUAGGUAACAUACGGCAUGGACUAGUCUCUUUGAGUAACACUUCUUUGGUAUGUGAAGUCCUGAUUUUUUUUCAUGGGCAUACAGGUGUCUGGCAGAACCACUCCUGACCUACAGACUGCAUAAAGAGUUCAUCAAGGCUGCAAGUAAGAUCCCUCACAGCCCCUCUCGAAACACAGACAACACAGUAGACCACACCACUCAAUCGGUGUACAGCUGUGGUGUCUUUACCUAAUGCAAAAAGCAGAAAGUCAUGUCACCCUCUCACAGGUGAAUAGUCUCUAAAAAUGUUUCAUUUCCUUGUUCUCUAAAAGAGUACGACGACCAGAAGCACAGAGUGAGAGCGAUUCACGCUCUCGUCCACAAACUUCCAGAGAAAAACAAAGUGAUGUUAGAUCUGUUAACCAACCAUCUCCUCAAGUGAGUAAAGGUCAACACCACUGUGUGGUGGGGCUAUUUUUUGGUUUGCAAGAAUGGUUAUUCACACAGGAAAAUAUUAUGAGAAGAUGAUUCAUCCAAAAUAGCUUUGUUGUAAAUACUUUCACAGAUUACAAUUCAAGCUAAAAUCUUUGUUUUUUACAGUUUCUGCAAACACUUCUUUUGCUGUCGUAUGAAUUAAAACUGCAUACAUUUGCUUGUGUGUGUGUGUGUGUGUGUGUGUGAUGAUCUCUUUAUCGUUGUGUUUGUGUAGGGUGUCCUCCCACAGUGACCAGAACCUGAUGACCGUUUCCAACCUUGGAAUGAUUUUUGGUCCCACGUUGAUGAGGUCUCAGGAGGAGACUGUGGCUGCCAUGAUGAACAUCAAGUUUCAGAAUAUCGUGGUGGAGAUUAUCAUUGAAAACCAUGACAAGGUAGGCAGCUGUGUAUAUGGACUCACACUUAUACACACAUACACAAGCAUACAGAACAUACAUGUGCGCUAUGUGUUCUUGCCAGAUUUUUGGUGAGGCCCCAGACCUGUCAGUGCCGUUACCUCAGGCUUCAUCCUCUCGGUCGACUCCUCGGCGGAACAAAGCCAUCUGUUUGUCAUCUGGAAAGAGGAGGGCUCGCCUCUACCCGCCAACUCUGUGCCUGGCAGACAAUGACAGUGAGUCUCUCUGCAGCUUUCAGCCCCUGAGUCUUAUAAGUCACAAACACCCUUAUAAACCCAUCUGAAUCUACUCUAUAUAUGUAUCAUAUUACAUCUCAAAUGAUGAAAAUGUUUGAUUUUAGGAUUUCAGAUUCAAACAAUACAGUGACAAAAAGACUUGCUUUGGCAGACAGGAUAAAUGGUUUGUGGGUUUUUUGUUCAACAGAAGUUUUGAACCAAAGUGAUUUUUUUCUGCAGCACUUCUGAUUUAUAAAAAUGGUGCUAUCUCAGUAAAGUUAUCUUUAUUUCUCUUAGACUGAGCUUCACAGCUCAAAUUUUUUUUUCUGUCAUAAUACAAGAAAACUUGUGAUUUUUAACUUUUGUUUUCAGUUUUGUACUCCUAGAGGAUAUUAAAGCUUCCAUUCACCUCAGUUUUUAAAAAGUCUCAUAAGUGUUCACUUUGGAAAACACUCGACUAUGACAAACUCACAGAUAUGUUUCUUGGCCCUCAGAUCAAUCAGCAGGAUCUAGACAGUCAUCUGAAUGUCAUUCUGUCUCUGUUGCUUCAUCGUGUUUAAUUUCUCCCUCCAGGUGACACAUUCAGCAGCAGCCCCAGCACAACUCCAAUGGGAAGCCAAGAGUCUCUGUCCUCUCACUCCUCUGAAAAGAACGGACUGUCUCAGACCUCUCCUCCGUCCUCUCCUGCUGCUGAGCCCAGCUCGACCUCCACAGAACAGCUGUCCCCUCCUGCAGCCUCCCUCCUCUCCCCAUCCAAUAGUUCUCCAAACGGGAAGGAUCAGAAGACAGAUGAUGCUGCCUCCCCUCGCCGCACUCCUGCCUCUCCACAGAUGUCCACAGAGCUUACCCCUGCCCAAAAGACUUCCUCUGUGUCCUCCUCAUUGUCCUCUCUAUUGUCUGACGACAGGACUCUGUCCGCCAAAGGAAACUCGACAGCGUCUUUGUCAUCUAUAAAAGAAUCCAGAUCUCCCUCCAUAGCCUCCUCGUCCACUGCCUCCCUCCAGCUCGUCUCCGUGGAGCGCUCCUCCUCUCUCAGGGAGGAUAGACCCGUGCCCAGAGUGUCGUUGGUCUCCUCUCCGAAAAGCGCUCAAUCUGUAGAUCAAGGAACCCUCUCAUCUACUCUUACAGAAACAAAAGUGACAGACUCUACCUCUCCUUCACGCCAACACAGAAGAACUUACAGAACUGCCUCCUCUUCCUCCUCCUCCUCUUCCUCAUUAUUCCCCUACCGGCUUUCUACGUCUUCCUCUCUCACCUCCUUGCACAUCUCUGAGGGUAAGUACAGCAUUAAAUGUUCUCAAAAGUGUCAAUCUGUCGUGGUGUUCUGAUUUCUUGUGUUGUGUUGUUUUGUAGAUUAUAAAAGCUGUCACGGCUCAGUGCAGAGUCUCAUGUCACUGGACCCCCCUGAUACAGCACACUCACGAAGAACGUCGCAUGUCCGCUGUGGCUCUGAUAUGACCGGGAAACACUCUGCAGCCGCUACAUCCAGCAACGGAUACCAGAGGCCUGCAUCAGUGUGAGUGUCUGUGAGAUCGAGUUAGAAAUCUGUAAUCUAGGGUCGCUACUGAUGCAGAAAUUUGUGUUGUGCCCCCCGAGACCGGAGAACAGAACAUAUCUGAGUCCCUGGAUAGUUUGAGGAAGAUCAGCUUUUUGAACACCCAGUUUAUUUUCAUUGAUUUUGUGGUUUUAUGUUGCAGAAUAUCCACCAGACUAUCACAGCGAGAGAGCUCAGUCUUCUCCUCUGCAUUAGACAUUUGUUCUGGACGGUGAGUUCGACUGACACUCAAACUUUUAGUCUUGAUGUUAACAUUCGUUGUACUUCAUGACAAAUUAAUGAAAUCUGAAAUUGUUACAGACAAAAUAUAAUCUGAUGAACUAAAUUCUCCUUUACUCAUAUUGUAAAUGUUUUUCACUGAUGAUGUGUUUUUUUUUAACACCAUAGGGAUGCAAAAGCUCUGUAUUCAUGCGAGGCAGAGCACAGCCAUGAGCUUAGCUUUCCUCAGGGGGCGCUGUUCUCAAAUGGUAAGAAAACUGCAAAGAUAUACUUGAAUGUUGUCUAAAAUAUCAUUCUCCAUGUUUUAGGUUUUAUUGAUAAUUCUCUAUGAUUUAUUCCUAAUCAAAGUAGUUAUGCAACCAUGACACUUUUUUGGAAGAGGGUAUCUUAUAAGCGUUAUGAAGUUUUCAUACUUGAUGUGAUAUAUUCUGAAAUGUACUUUCAGAAUAUUGUGACUGUUGUCAUUAUCAGAUAUUUUAUAACUUCAGACACAGGGAUUUAAGUGUAUACAGUAAAUAUAUAUGAGGGUCCUGAUCCUGUCUUGUGGUUUGUGUCUAUAGUGUACCCAUCUGUGGAACCCGGUUGGCUUCAGGCAACAUACAACGGUAGAACGGGCCUCAUUCCUGAAAACUACAUUUCAUACAUGUGACGUCACCGCAUCAUCAUCGAGUAACACAAGUUCGACUUUAGUGCGUUUCAGUGCGUCCAGCAAUACUCUGUGCUGCUGAUCAAAGACAUAAUAUAUUUAUCAUGUAACUGUGACUGCUAUCACUGAACCACUGGGGCUGUUAAUGAUUAAUGUAUUUACUGUAUGUAUAUCUGACUACUACAUGUGAACCAUGUUAUGUGUUAUUAACCAUCUUACAGUUUAAUUACUGUCCAAAUUUAAUUGGUUUUCUGACUUUUCCUCCAGUUGCCAUGAGUUGUCAGCUUUAUAUUUUCAUCGGUCUCACAGUAGCUCUCAAUGACAUGCCCUCAAAGUAAAACUGUGUUUGUCAAUCAACAUUGAUCACUUUUGAGUUUGUAAAUAAUCGUAUUAAUUUGAUAUGUCCACACCUCAGUGCCUUAAACAGUAUGAACUGAUUGUCUAUGACUGAACUCUGCCUCUACUCUUCCUGUCUUUCAGUUUUCAUGCUGUCUAAAUAAACUCUUUUAUAUGUGGGUUUUGCUAUUUUGGAUGUUUUUUACACUUUUAUGACAAAAAUGUACUUUUUACAAGACAACAAAUCCAUCUUGCAGAUUUAUUAGAG